Molecule: messenger RNA, 1163 nt
Organism: Rubroshorea leprosula
Lineage: Eukaryota; Viridiplantae; Streptophyta; Magnoliopsida; Malvales; Dipterocarpaceae
Source: the annotation of a GenBank genome assembly
AAAACUAAAUCUCUUUUGUUACUAUUUCUAUUUUAUUUUUUUCCCAAAACUCAAAAUCACCUCGACUUUUUCAUUCUUUUAUUUCUUUUCUAUUUCAGUUCUAUUUCUCUUUCGUUCUUCUCAUUUCCAAACUCUCUGUUUCAUUUCCAGAUUCUCUCCCUUGGGUAAGCAGAAACCCUAACCAAUUGUAGUAGGCAAGCUUCAAAUCUCUUCAUUAGGUUCCAGUAAUUGCAGCUUCAAUUUUGAUUUUGAUUUCUCUUCAGAACUUGAUAUUCAUUUUGAUUUUGAUUUCACGUUAUCCUUUGUGCCUUCUCCUUCAAAUCUCAUCAAGUACUCCAGGAAACAAUCGAGGGAGUAAUUGGUAACAAAUCUCACCGUCUGGAGGUAAUUAUCUGCUGCCAACGGAGACUAACCACCGCUCUUCGCAAACUUCCCGAAAAAGGUGCUUCCGAUCGGUGCUGUGCAGUGCAAGACCACUGGAGGAUUUUGCGAGCUAGAGCUCUCUACAAAGUGACUUCUGACUUUGUUGAUGCAGCAAUUAGUCUGGCUAUUGGGGUCAUCAACAGAUGUGUACCUCCUAUUAAUCCAACAGAUCCAGAGUGCUUUCACAUGUAUGUUCACAAUAACAUUUUCUUCAGCUUUGCUGUGAAUGCUGACCUUGAACAAGUAUCCAGAAAGCAAGCAUCAGAUGGUAAUUCAAACAUUCAGAGCAGAAAUGCUUCACUUAGUUCAUCUGAUAAACUAUCUAAUGAUAUACUGCGUGGAGAUGGUGCAGUUGCAAAUGGGGAGAAUUUUUGUGGAUUGAAUGUGGUAGACAGUGAUAGUUUAAUAGAAUCAUCUCUGGGCUCCUCUGAGACACUGUUGGCUGAGAAUGAGCAGGCUACAUAUGCCUCUGCAAAUAACGAUUUGAAAGGCACCAAAGCCUACCAGGAAGCUGAUCUCCCUGGACUAUAUAAUCUUGCUAUGUCUAUAAUAGAUUACAGGGGUCAUAGAGUUGUAGCUCAGGUACUUGUCAAGGUCCUGCCAUGUUAUUGGAAAUUGAUGUUGGAAUAUGUGGUUUUCCUCUCCAGUAAUGCUUAGUUGCUUAGUUUUAUCUGUUAAUUUUAAUCAAUGUCAUAGAUGUAUAAACUAACAAAUAUUUUGAAUAUAUGGAUGAAUGAAUU